Messenger RNA from Phlebotomus papatasi, 5986 nucleotides. RefSeq lists its product as uncharacterized. NCBI's taxonomy places the organism in Eukaryota, Metazoa, Arthropoda, Insecta, Diptera, Psychodidae. The record is from RefSeq and is a predicted model, not a curated record. Bases 1109 to 5737 code for a protein of 1542 amino acids. Gene Ontology annotation, cellular component: membrane. The transcript is spliced from 22 exons. Gene Ontology annotation, molecular function: G protein-coupled receptor activity.
AGUACUAAGUUGGCAUCGCCGGUGAGCUCCCACAAACAGAAUCUCUCCUGGGUUGUUUUUGCUGAAGAGUCUCCCGCUCGUGAGGAAGAUACAGCAUAAAACCGUGCUUCCAGACAUUCUGCACUUUAGUCUAGUGUCGGUUCUCAUUCCGAUCGGACUCGUGAAAAUUACCGGGACUUACUACCGUAUAGCUCUGUAUUAAACUCAAAGUUGGAAUAUAAUCUAUUGGUAAAUUUUCUUAAGAGGAAAAAUUGGUGGAGAGAAAUCAGAGAUCUUUUAUUGCAUCCAAAAUUUUAUUUUAGGCUCUAUAGCUAAUAAAAUGUCUUUGUGGAGGUGACAAUUUUUUUUUGCUAUAGGUGAGACUGGGAAAAAUUAAUUAAAUUAUUGGGUCGGAUACCGCGCGAGUGUUUUACUUUGAAUUAUUGCAAGUCGUGCUCAAAUAGUGAAACGCACGUCUAAAUUGAAUUGGAAAUUUUCAUUGCUGGCGGAAUCUAAAACUAAAUCAAUAUAUGUACAGUGCGUUCGCGGUUCGUAAACUAUAUUUCGUGGCUCUUGAGCUCCACAAAGAUGCAACAUAUUGGAUGAACCUGUGCAAUAGUGAUCACUAUCAAAAUCACUAAUAUUAUUGAAGAGCUUAUAAGCAUCCCUAAAGUACACAAUUGCACAUACCGCAGGAGAAUUGCCACAAAUACCAAAUACCAUUUUGUUCUGGCAAAAUAUAUGUAGAUCAUGCGAAAAGUAUCCGGUAAAUUCAAUUAAUUUAAACAACAGUCGUGGAAAACAUCUGUGGAAAAAGAUAUUAUUCUAUAUUAUCCUGAAUUUACCAGUGGUGGUGUUUAUCGCAAAAUUUGAGUGCAUGUGCAAUACAUAAUACAGUACAAUUGCAUAAAACUCAGCUGUGUAUUUUGCAAAUUAUUGUGAAUUUGAAAAGGAUUAUCACUUCAUGGAAUUCAUCAGCAGUGGAUUAAUAAUUCCGCUUUGUGUGCUCAAAAUUGUGGAUUCCAGUGAUUGAACUUACAAAAGAGGUUUAUUUGAGGUGCUGCACAGAUAGAGAAAGAGAGGGAGAGUAUAAAAAGAGCGUUGGGAUAUUUAAAAUGCUUGCCAACGAAUGAUACCUCCAUCAACAAAUUUGAUCCCUUACCCACCGCAUUUGCUGUCCAUGCCAUCAUACCUGUGGACUCUGCUUCUAAUGGCUAUUCUCAUAGCCAGGCGCAGCGGUGUACGGGCUCAGCAGCAACCGCCGAAUCAACACCAGCAGCAGCACAAUUUAUGUGGUGGCUAUUUAAAUGGAACACAAGGCAUUAUUCAGACUCCAAACUUUCCCAAUAAAUUUCCCGUUCCAAUUUCCUGUGUCUGGAUUAUCGAUGCAUCCAGCAAUCCUUCAAUCAAUGUAUCCAUUGUCAUCUACUUGACGCAGAUGUAUGCCUUGAAUGGUCUCAAAUUUACUGAAUACAUGUACUACAGUGCCGAUUACAAGGUGCCCAGUCAUCAGACAUUUGAGAUCAGCGAAGACAAUGUCACUCAAGUCACCUGGCUCAAAUUCAGCAGCCCAUAUCUAGAAGUUAAAUUUACAAUGCACACCAUCCAUGGGACCCACCUGAGAGCCCUAGACCGUCUCCUAGAUGUCUAUGGCUUCAAUAUUACCUAUGAAGUGGGUUCAGUUAAAACUUACCAAUGCAACGCUUUAAAGUGUCGGUUCCUUGGUCACUGCUACGCAACACAGAAUUUUAGUGACUACUAUUGUUCCUGCUUCCCCGGUUUCAGCGGCACAGAUUGUGGGUUUGGGCCUCUCUGCAAAGAGUCAAACAGAAGCUUCUGCGAAAAUGGUGGGAUUUGCAAACACAUUGGAGAUGCGGCAGUUACGUGCCUGUGCCCUAAUGGAUUUAAGGGGAAUAAAUGUGAUGUGCCAGAAGUUCAUUCAGUUAGUGGUCAGUGUCGAAGUGAAAAUGCUGACAGCUGCCAUCGAGAAUGUGUAUCCAAUGGCGGUGAUGACAAAUUUUGCAAAUGUCGUGCCUCGUCAGCAAAUUUUCAUCGUCGUCAGGAUAGAUAUGAGGUGACAAUUCGACUUGGUAACUCAUCACUUUUUCUUGGAGGUGAUAAGGGCAACAAUAUCUCGACAGUAUCCACAAAGAGAAUCAAUACAAUGCUCUCGAACCAUUUGGAGAAAUACAUUAAUCGAUUUCUACGAAAUUCCAAUAUCACCAAUGUGACGGAUUUGGAAAUUUCCAAAGAAUUAUCAACUGGUCCAGAUGUAACAUUUCAUUUCUUCGGAAGUGAAUUGGAUGGUUCACGUGUUCGUGAUGCCGUUAAUCGUCUGGUGGAACGAGGCCGUAUUGGAAACUUCACACUGGUUCAAACAUAUCAAUCUUUUCGUCAGGAGCCCGGCUUACAGUUGCAGUCAGUCGUGGUUAAUCAAAAGUCUGCUAUUCGCGAAAAAUCCGAAUUUAUCUUAUCAUGUGUGGCUCAAGGAUCACCCAAGAUGAUUUUCCGUUGGUACAAAAAUGGUGUCUUCAUCAACAUCACAAAAGCUACAAGGAAUAUGUGGACACGUCUGCUCCCGCAGGAUUCGAAAAAUCAUUAUACAGCCCUCCUGGGAAUAUCCGAGACUAGCCGCCUGGAUGAGGGACUCUACACUUGUCAGGUGGCUGACUGGGGUCGACAACAGUGUCAAUCGACGCUAGUCUAUGUCCUUCCUGCACCCCAGCUGAGGAUUGAUCCACCCAGCGUUACACUAUACCGUGGACAAUCUUUGCGUUUGAGGUGCCUAUCGUCCAACAAUGACCACAGAUAUGGACCAUUGGGUUAUAGUUGGAGCAAGAAUAACCAACUAUUCCAGUCAGAUCCAGAUACGGAAUUCUGGGAGGAUCUCUAUCCGGAUGGGAGUAUCCUCAAUAUUCAUAACAUUCAGAAAUCUGCAGAGUACUCUUGCAUAGUGUCCAAUAUGGUAGCCCCAGUGUCAAAGAGUGUCUAUAUUACAGUGAUAGAUAAGGGUGUUGUUGAGUUAUGUCCAUCUGACAAAUUAUUUGGUGUUCAGUGGCCUCCAAGUGCACCUGGACCAGCAGUUUUGGCUGACUGUCCGAACCAUGCUGCUGGUCAAUCGAGGCGAAUUUGUGAACAGACAGACUUUGCCAAACCACGAUGGCUUCAGCCUGACUUUUCACAUUGUGUGCCUGAACAUUUGGGAAUCAUUUACAAUGAUUUCCUUGAAGUGACUUUUGGCUACCAAAGGUCCAAUACAUCGGUGAUUCUGCAAAACACUCUCGAGUAUGCCAUCAAUAGAAAGGACCACUUUCUGCCUGGUGAAGCAGCAUUUCUGCUCAGAAUGCUACAAGAGAUUCACGACUAUUUGGACGAGGUUGGUUCACGUUGUGAACGUGAUAUUGCAUCAGACACAACACUCCAGAUUCUCGAUAUCAUCCUGAAAAAUGAAUUUUCCAUCAACAACCAGCAGCAAGUCAAACAUGUGCAGAGGUUAUUUCUCAUGGCAGCAUCGAAUCGGGAGAGCGUUGCAACGUCAGGACCGAAAUUGGCUGCAUCAACAUCUAACCAGUUGAGCUCAUUUCGUUUGCACAACACCCCAGUUAAGGCCCUGCCAUUCGAAUUGCAAAUAUCCGGGGAUCAGCUGUUCUCGGAUCAACUGUAUUUGGAAAUCAACAAGGGCACAACAUCCCUCCUUGACUUCGUUGGAAACUCAUCCCUCUCCGUUACAGUAAUCUCAUACAGGAAUCUCACGAGCUUUCUCCCCCAUAUGUACAUCACGAGAAAUAGAUUUCUGACCAAUCGAUCAACAUCACCACAAGAUGCGUCCAACAACCAACAAACAAUACCCAUGGGCUUCGAUAUGGCACGUGUAGAAAUGAUUCUACAGCAUAAUCAUUCUCCGACACCUGAAUGGGUUCCCGUGUGUGGCUACGAUUCAUCGACGAAUAACCAGGAAACCUGGAAUACUGAUAUGUGCCUCACUGAGAAUCUUCUAGAGAACAUCACGCGGUGCAUUUGUCCCAUUUCCGGGACGUAUGUCGUCCUGCUAGCCAGGCAGAAUUACAAUACUUCCGCUGUUCAAACAACAACUCGACCAAUGUUUGUCAUCCUCUGCUGCGGCUGUUGUUUCAUUCAAUCAUGUACAGCAUUCGCAGUUCUGCUUCCGGUGCUGUACCAUCGUAAAUGUAGUGUAACUUUUUUGAAGAUGCAAUUUUGUACAACAACAUCGACUGUUAUGGCAAUUUUUACACUGGGAUUGGUGAAGCUUCUGCCAAAAGAAUGGUCUAGCGUGAUUAGUUCGACACUGGCGGGCCUCUUACUCAUGGGAUCCACAACUCUUAUCGCCAUAAUUCUCAUCGUUCAAUACGAGGUGGGACAGCAGCUGCGUCGGGUUCAAUCAGUGAACUUCUCCUCGGGACUGCGUGGUGCCAUCGGCCUGAGCUGGCUUUUGCCUAUUUUGUAUUCAAUGUGUGUCCCCAUGGUACACAGCAUCGUGAAAAUGUGGCCCAACAAUUGGUGGCAAGAAGUCGGAAGUUUUGGAUUUAUGCUUUUUGUUGGAACGGAAAUCCUAUUUGUGAUACUGUUUGCCCUUUUAUUCUUUACAUUGAUAAGGAAACUUGUGUAUUUAAGUCGAAAGAACGACAAACAUAAUUCAUCGAUUAUGCGAAGAAUUGGCCUUCUCGUGAGAUCAGCAUUUCUCUACUUUGUGAAAUUACUGACUAUUGUUUCAUUCCUUAUCUACAUACAUUUUAACGAAUUUAUCAACAGUUGCAUUUUUGGACUGUGCUGUUUUAUACUGGGUUCAUCAAUUUUGCUGUGCUUUGUUGUAAAAGCCGAGGAGAAGCUCAAGUUCGAACCGAUGCAGAAGCUGAAAAACGGCAGUUUAGAUGAGAAUUUCUACACAGGAUCCAUAAAUAGUCCUCUGAGCUAUUUCACAAAUCAAGACAUGGAACAGGACAAUGAGGGUGCACCAGCCACGGGAAAGGUUCCCAUGGCAAUUCUAUCGUCACAGUCACAGCAACGAUGUCCCAUAGAGAGACUUGUUCCAAUGAGUCAACAAAGUGUAGAAACUUUUAUUAGUGCUGGCAGUUUUUCGCCACUACCCUCCCUAGAUGGGGGCAAAGCUCACAACUUUGAACCGCCACCGGCUAAGUCGCUAAGAGAGAAAAGUGAUAGCAAGUUUGCUGUGGCAGCGGGUGAAUUGCAAAAUCACUCGUCCCCAUCAUGUGGAAAUUAUCAAGUUUCCCCGGGAAAGUGCUACAUCCAGGAACCCAGUGAAUUUGUCGGAGUGGGUGGUUUGGACAUUCUGCAGGGUGUUGCACCAGAUACUAUUGUUGGUAUCCGGGCACGAAUUUCGUCCGAAUCUCUCGGUCAUCAGCACCAUCAUUCGCAUCACUAUCACCAACACCACCGUACUGCUCCAGAAGCCACGAUGAUUAUUCCCUCAUCGCCUCAGCCGCCACUCCCUAUUAUCACGGUGACCUCACACGAAGAGGAUGCUGCCAUUGAUGGAAUGCUGGACAGAAUAUCACACGACCUGGACUACCUACUGAAUCGGACGGUCACCCCGCCGGAAACCGCCCAGAUUGUCGGUGUGAACAGACGGAAGCAGGGUGAGCAGUCAUCAACUCACUUUUCCCCAACAACAUCUUCCACAGUGGCCACCAUUCCUAUUUCACACGCCCCUGCCCAAAGCACAUCCACCACCUACCCCCAUAGUGUACAGGAAGUGAUCAUCGAGGCAGCCGAAGAAUAGAUGGACGAAUGUGUGCUGAGUAUUCAAUUACGCCCCUGAUAUUUCCUUCCUCUACAUCCCUCACCGAUGCCAUCCAUAUCAAAACCUAAGCAGAAGCCACCCAAAGUGAGUAAAACUAAUAUUUCAUCUCUGUUCCAUCCUUCUAUACUCAUGUAAUAUGAUUGUAUUUUGUUAUAUUAUAGAAGUUUCAUUUGUAUCUCUUGAAAGAAAGACAAUCAUUUAAUUAAAAACUCUUUAAUACAUAAUAAA